AUGGCCCAAGUCCUGCACGUGCCCGCCCCCUUUCCAGGGACCCCUGGCCCAGCCUCCCCGCCGGCCUUCCCCCCGAAGGAGACCGAGCCUCCCUACUCGGUGGAGACGCCCUAUGGCUACCGCCUGGACCUGGACUUCCUCAAGUACGUGGACGACAUCGAGAAGGGCCACACGCUGCGCCGGGUGGCCGUGCAGCGCCGGCCGCGCCUGGGCUCGCUGCCCCGCGGCCCCGGCUCCUGGUGGACCUCCACCGAGUCGCUGUGCUCCAACGCCAGCGCCGACAGCCGCCACUCGGCCUACUCCUACUGCGGCCGCGGCUUCUACCCGCAGUACGGCGCCCUGGAGGCCCGCGGCGGCGGCUUCAACCCCCGGGUGGAGCGCACCCUGCUGGACGCCCGGCGCCGCCUGGAGGACCAGGCCGCCGCGCCCGCGGGCCUGGGCUCCCUGGCCCCCAGCGCCGCCAGCUCCACCAGCUCCCUGGUGGGGGUGGGGCUGCCGCCCCCCACGCCCCGGGGCUCGGGCAUGUCCACGCCCGUGCCGCCCAGCGCCGGGCACCUGGCCCACGUCCGGGAGCAGAUGGCGGGCGCCCUGCGGAAGCUGCGGCAGCUGGAGGAGCAGGUGAAGCUGAUCCCCGUGCUGCAGGUGAAGCUGUCGGUGCUGCAGGAGGAGAAGCGGCAGCUCACGGUGCAGCUCAAGAGCCAGAAGUUCCUGGGCCACCCCUCGGGGGCCCGGGGCCGCAGCGAGCUCUGCCUCGACCUCCCCGAGGCUCCCGAGGACCCGGCGCCGCCGCCGCCGCCGCCGCCGCCGCCGGAGACGCGGAGCGUGGGCACCUGGGUCCGCGAGCGGGACCUGGGCGUGCCCGACGGGGAGGUGGCCCUGGCCGCCAAGGUCGCGGUGCUGGAGACCCAGCUCAAGAAGGCGCUCCAGGAGCUGCAGGCGGCUCAGGCCCGGCAGGCCGGCCCCCAGCCCCAGGCCCAGGCCUGGCCCCCGCCCGACAGCCCCGUCCGCGUGGACACCGUCCGCGUGGUGGAGGGACCUCGGGAGGUGGAGGUGGCGGCCAGCACAGCCGCCGGGGCCCCCGCGCAGCGGGCCCAGAGCCUGGAGCCCUACGGGGCGGGGCUGCGGGCCCUGGUGACCCCCGGAGGGCCCGAGAGCCGCCCCGUGUUCCGGAGCCACGAAGUGGUGGAGGCGGCCUUCUCCUCGCCCGCGGCAGCCCCGGGCCACGUCCACCUGGUGAAGAAGAUCAGCAUCACGGAGCCGAGCUGCAACGGCGCGGCAGGCGGGCCCCAGGCGGCCAUACGGUCCAUCAUGAAGCGGAAAGAGGAGCCUGCGGACCCCGCGACCCACCAGCGGAGCCUCCAGUUUGUGGGGGUCAACGGCGGGUGCGAGUCCUCCUCUGAGGACUCCAGCACGGCCGAGAACUUCUCCGACGGCGACAGCACCGGGAACGAGACCCCGGAGCCCGAGGCAAGGCUGCCGGCUGUGGCUGAAGCCGCCCCGCUCGGGCCCGCCGCCCCGGAGGAGGGCCAGCCGUCCCGGGAGGCCGAGCGAGCGCCCGCGGCCGGGGGCGCCUCGGGGUCAAACGUGGAGGAGAUCCGGAUGGAGCUGAGCCCCGACCUCAUCUCAGCCUGCCUGGCCCUGGAAAAGUACCUGGACAACCCCCACGCCCUCUCCGAGCGGGAGCUGAAGGUGGCCUACACCACGGUGCUGCAGGAGUGGCUGCGCCUGGCCUGCCGCCGCGACGCCCACCCCGAGCUCGUGCGGCGCCACCUGGUGACGUUCCGGGCCAUGUCCUCGCGGCUGCUGGGCUACGUGGUCAACAUCGCCGACAGCAACGGCAACACCGCGCUGCACUACUCCGUGUCCCACGCCAACUUCCCGGUGGUGCGGCAGCUGCUGGGCAGCGGUGUCUGCCAGGUGGACAAGCAGAACCGUGCCGGCUACAGCCCCAUCAUGCUCACCGCCCUGGCCGCCCUCAAGACCCAGGAUGACACCGAGACGCUCCUGCAGCUCUUCCGGCUCGGAGACGUCAACGCCAAAGCCAGCCAGGCCGGGCAGACGGCCCUGAUGCUGGCGGUGAGCCACGGGCGCGCGGACGUGGUGAAGGCGCUGCUGGCCUGCCAGGCGGACGUCAACGUGCAGGACGAUGACGGCUCCACGGCCCUCAUGUGCGCCUGCGAGCACGGCCACAAGGAGAUCACCGCGCUGCUGCUGGCCGUGCCCAGCUGCGACAUCUCGCUCACCGACCGCGACGGGAGCACGGCUCUGAUGGUGGCCCUGGAUGCGGGGCAGAGCGAGAUCGCCUCCAUGCUGUACUCCCGCAUGAACAUCCAGUGCUCGUUCGCCCCGAUGUCGGAUGACGAAGGUCCUGCAUCGUCCUCCGCGGAGGAGUAG
Molecule: messenger RNA, 2394 nt
Organism: Pipistrellus nathusii (Nathusius's pipistrelle)
Lineage: Eukaryota; Metazoa; Chordata; Mammalia; Chiroptera; Vespertilionidae
Source: the annotation of a GenBank genome assembly